AAAAUAAUUUAAGAAGAGGUCAAUUAAAUGUGAGUCCAGAGCUGAGACAUUGACUUCCAACUCCGAAGCUGUCUCUCCAUGAUCAUGGCAAUUAAGUCCAACGCCAACUCCCAUGGAUGGCUCCAUCUUUCCAUGUCUCCACAUCUACCAAGUCCCCAGAGCCCCAUGAGACACAAGACCUGGAAAAGUGUAGCCCUUGAUUUGGUCCAUGACUUCCUCUUUCCCAUGAAACCUGAGCAUCUGCAAUGUCAACCCAUUGCAACCAUGCAUCUCACCCUGAAAUCCUCUAUUCGAUUUCAUGAACAUAGCCCAACUCCAUGCUGCUGACAACGUUUUAUAUGCAGUGGAAAGAGAAAGGCCACAGGAAAAGGACACAGACAGCAAUCCCUAUACAGAAGAAAGCAGCACAGGAACAUGAAACUCCCUGCAGUGCAACCGGCAAGUGUGUAGAAAAGAUCAAGCAACUAGCAAAAGAUGGUGGUUGGGAGAUCUGCAACUCCACUCUGUCUUGGUUUCAUGGGAGAGGAAUUAAUGGGGGUAUUGAGCUUGCGGCAGAAAAGUUGCUGUGGAAAGUCAAAUGGAAGGGAAGAAGAAGAAGAAGAAGCAGCAGCAGCUUUGGAUUUGGUGAGAGUGGGAGUUCCUAAAAGAUUCAUCUCCUCCCAAAAAAAAAAAAUGGCAGAAGUACCUUGCCAUGUUCAUUGCCAUUGAAUACAAGUCCUGGCAGAUACAAGCAACACCCAACUCACUGAGCUUGUUUCUUUAUUGUGUUGCUCCCACCAUCCAAUUGUAAUGAGCUCAUUUAUGUCUGACCCCAUCAGCUGACACACCAUUAAUCUCUCCACCCAUCAAGGAUCCUCAUCUGUCCAGCUUCCUCAAACUGACCUGCAAAAUUUGUGUUCUCCUUGUUCUCUUCUUGCAGCGAAGAGAACAAAUUGCUACGACCCAUCCUCCGGUAGUGCCCAUUGCAUCAGACACAGGCACCAGAUAUGUUUCCUGAGAUCGAUGAUGUGGUUCUGGAAGUGAGGGUGCUCUCAAACAAGACAACAAGAUCUGGUUAGUAUCAGCUUUAUCUCUCUCUCUUAUCUCUUCUCUCUUCGAGCUUUUCCUUUGAUCAGAACAUGAACUUGGCCUUGCAUGCAAGCAUGAAACAGGGGAGCCUUCUCUCUCCAGUUUCACUCCCAUUGCCUUCUUUCACACCAACACCACCACCACCUCCUCCUCCUCCUCCUACCAUUGUUAAUUUUGAGAACAGAAUUUCUCCCAGCAUCCUCCUCAUAAUUGUCAUUCUAGCAGUCAUCUUCUUCAUCUCUGGUCUCCUCCACCUCCUUGUGAGAUACCUCCUGAGACCCAACAACAGGGAGCCAGAUGCCAUGAGCAAUGCCACAGCUCUCCAAGGUGAGCUUCAGCAGCUGUUUCACCUCCAUGAUGCAGGAGUGGAUCAGUCCUUCAUAGACACCCUUCCUGUCUUCCAAUACACGUCCAUUGUAGGCCUGAAAGACCCAUUCGAUUGUGCUGUGUGCCUCUGCGAGUUCGAAGCUGAUGACAAGCUCAGGCUGCUUCCCAAGUGCAGCCAUGCCUUCCACGUACAGUGCAUAGAUACUUGGCUCCUGUCCCACUCCACUUGUCCUCUCUGUAGGAGAAGCCUUCUUUCUGACUUCUCUCCUACCAUGAGCUGUAGUCCUACAUUUCUCGUUCUCGAGACUGGUAGUGAUAGCUCAAGGGAGUCCGUGUCAACUGCAAAUCUUGGUGUCUCCGGAGAGACUGACUUUGAGACUUCGAUCGAUGAGACAUCACAAAAGCCAGUCGAAGUUGCAGCAGUCCCAGUUUCAGAGUUUGCAGAGGCCAAAGUAGUGCCUGUUAAGCUUGGAAAGUUGAGAAGUGUGGAUGUCGGUGAAGGAGAAGGUCAAGCAACUACUAGCGGCAAUAGCAAUCUGGAUCAAAGGAGAUGCUUCUCCAUGGGUUCCUAUGAGUAUAUGAUGGAUGAGAGCACUUCGCUCCGAGUCACCAUCAAACCAACCAAGAAGAAGCCAUCUCUCAAGAAUCCAGGCCACCGGGUUGCCAUGUCCGAAUGUGAUUGCCACUCAGCAAGAGAGGGAUUCCAAGUGUUUGAUGCAUUAAGAAAUGCCGAGUUUGGAACCGGUGAUGGUAAUGCUAAUCUACACAGGAAAGAGAGCUUUUCUGUAUCGAAGAUAUAUCUGCGCUCAGGGAAAGAUGAACCGAUUGCCGAGGAUGGUUCAAGGCGGGCUUCGUCUUUCCGAUUGCCACUGCACUUGGAAAGAGAUGAGAUCAAGCUGAAGAAGAGCAAUGAAUCAUAUUCGGAUGUGGAGGCUGGGAACUGCAACAGCCAUGUGGUGUCAAGGCUGGAUGAAACCCCUUCAUUUGCAAGAAGAACUCUGCUGUGGAUUGUAGGGAACAGAACAAGAUAGGAAUCCAUCUCUGAUAUCAGUUCUGGACUUUGAAUUGGCACGAGUAAAUCAUCUUUGACACUCAAAAAGUUUUUUUCCUUAGCAGUAAAACAAGAUUGCAUCUGUGAUCAUUUGAUCAAUUCAAAUCUUUGCAUCA
Molecule: messenger RNA, 2562 nt
Organism: Musa acuminata AAA Group (dessert banana)
Lineage: Eukaryota; Viridiplantae; Streptophyta; Magnoliopsida; Zingiberales; Musaceae
Product: RING-H2 finger protein ATL13-like
Exons: 1
Coding region: 1119-2426 (435 amino acids)
Source: RefSeq, a predicted model, not a curated record